AUGUAUGAUAAAAGUAACACAGAAAAUACUACGAAAACAACACCAACAACAAAUUGGGUGAUUAAAUAUUUUCCAAAAAAAAAUUCAGAAAAUUGUGCUGUUGAUUUUAUUAAUAAUAAAGACGCAUCUGAAAAAAUCUUCAGUAGCCCUAUUUUGACAAAUGAUGACACACGUGGCAAUGGAAAUAAUAAUUUGUUGGAAACUGAAUUACCUAAAAAAACUAUGGAUGAAGGAACUUCAUCUUCAACAGUGACUCGUCCGCAAGCAGUGCCUUAUCCUCAAGCAGUAAUUCAACUUCAGAUACAGACAAGAGUUCACUACAUUCUAAACCAGAUCCUUAUGAAUCAGAUAACAGCAUCAUAG
Diabrotica balteata is the source of this 363-nucleotide messenger RNA. The record is from the annotation of a GenBank genome assembly. Lineage: Eukaryota; Metazoa; Arthropoda; Insecta; Coleoptera; Chrysomelidae.